AUGGUCUCCCUCUUUUGGACUUUUCUAGGGUUUCUAGCCGUGGUGGUUCAUGGCGGCUGUGCAAUUUCAACCAGUUUGGACGGGCAUCCCGUCCCUUCUGGCUUCCUUGACGAUGGUGGCGCGGGAGUUAAUCCUCACCUUCUCGUCCCGACUCUCGUAAGAGAGGACUCUCGACGGCAAUCGAUUCUAGUUGGUGGCCGUCUUGUACCUUGGAAUCGGAAGGGAGGCGGCGCUCUCCUUUCUAUUCCCCUUCUCGGCGGCGGCUGGUUUGACAAAGCCGAUGGUGAUGCUGGUAGAUCUUGUGUUUUCGGGUCAAGAUCGGAGUGGUGGAGCUAUGUUAUGGAGGGAAGCUUUUCUAAUGGAGGCGGGGGUGCAUCCAGAUCUGGCUUAGGUCGGCUUCCUUUUCAGGAGAUUUCUUCCUCUGACGUUGGCUGGGUGUCUAGCGGAGGCGCUGGCAGAGGUGGUUGGUUCGGUUCUCUGGUGGCGAAGACUGACUUUGCUAGUGGAGGUUCGGGCUCCGUAGAUGGAGGCUCUCCCUUCGUUGUGUCGCUUUGUGGGGGCGGUGGUGGUAGGAUCGAUAAUGAUGGCGGCGGGUUGAUGGCCGGAUCGGAUAUCAAGGUGGGUGUUGGUGGAUUUGAUAUUGCAGGCUGGGAUUUGGGUCGGCGUGUUUUGCGGCGGGCCUUGGGAGUUGGCCAGGUGGACAUGAUUGGGUCUUACGACGGCGGUUGGGCUGCUGGGUGUCCUGACGGAAUUCUGUCCGGCAUCGGUGGCGCUGGCAGGAUCCCUAGUGGCGGUUCUGCAGGAGCUGAGGCCGUGAUGCCGGUUUGGAGAGAUUGGGUUUUGGGCUGCUGCCUAUGGUUUUGGGCCUUUCUGGUCUUUGAUUUUUUAUUUUAG
This is a messenger RNA of Rosa rugosa (rugosa rose), 894 nucleotides long. RefSeq lists its product as uncharacterized. NCBI's taxonomy places the organism in Eukaryota, Viridiplantae, Streptophyta, Magnoliopsida, Rosales, Rosaceae. Bases 1 to 894 code for a protein of 297 amino acids. The record is from RefSeq and is a predicted model, not a curated record. The transcript has a single exon.